UCCCAUUGUUUUCUAUUUAUUUAGCUUUUUGGUAUUUGUUGCCUUCUGGGUUUAACCACUUUUUCUCAGGCAUCUCUUUCCCCACCGCCUCUGCUUUUGGUCUUUCUUCUUUUUUUUGGGUCUUCUUCUUCAAGAAUGAGCUGAGAUACUCACAGAAGUUGCAAGAUUUUUAUCUAUCUCACUACUGAGCCAUUUGUAGGGAGAGUUGGUGCUUGGAAUGGCAGAACAAAAGAGUAGUAAUGGAGGAGGAGGAGGAGGAGAAGUUGUUAUCAAUGUUUCAGGUGAGGAAGCAUCAAGGCGUUCUAAGGAUAUGGCUUCACCUGAGUCUGAGCAAGCAGUGCCCAUCAAUAAAAGCCCUUCUCCUGAGAUCUCUAAGCUUGUUGGUAGUCCUAACAAGCCUCCUAGAGCUCCAAACCACAACAAUGAGGGUUUAACUCAGAGGAAAUCUUUUGCAAGGUCGGUUUACUCAAAACCCAAGUCCCGGUUUGUGGAUCCAUCUGGUCCUGUAGACUCAACUCUCCUAGAGGAGGAAGUUAAGGGGCAACUUGGUACUGGCUUUUCCUUUAAUAGACGUUCCCCGAACAACAAAUCUAACAGGAGUGUCGGGUCAACAGCACCACUAACUCCAAGUAAAGCCGUUGUGGAGAAAGAUGAAGAUGAGGAAAUCUAUAAGAAGGUUAAGCUGAACAAAGAAAUGCGCAGUAAGAUAAGUACAUUGGCUUUGGUAGAGUCAGCUUUCUUUGUAGCGAUUCUGAGUGCUUUGAUUGCGAGUUUGACCGUUAAUGUCCUGAAAGAUCAUACCUUAUGGGGACUAGAACUCUGGAAAUGGUGUGUGCUUGUUAUGGUUAUAUUCAGUGGGAUGUUGGUGACCAAUUGGUUCAUGCGUUUGAUUGUGUUCCUCAUAGAAACAAACUUUCUUUUGAGGAGGAAAGUGCUAUACUUUGUGCACGGCUUGAAGAAGGCCGUCCAAGUCUUCAUAUGGCUCAGCUUGAUCCUUAUUGCUUGGAUAUUACUGUUCAACCAAGACGUGAAACGGUCCCCCGCAGCCACAAAAGUCUUGAAAUGUAUAACCAGGACUCUUAUUUCCCUUCUGACGGGGUCAUUACUUUGGCUGGUGAAAACAUUGUUAUUGAAGAUCCUUGCAGCGAACUUCAACGUCAAUAACUUUUUCGAUAGGAUUCAAGAUUCUGUUUUCCACCAAUACGUUCUACAGACACUCUCGGGUCCUCCACUUAUCGAGGAGGCAGAGAGGGUCGGGCGUGAACCAAGCACAGGCCAUCUGAGUUUCACGAGUGUAGUGAAAAAAGGCACGGUUAAAGAGAAGAAAGUGAUUGAUAUGGGGAAAGUUCAUAAGAUGAAGCGAGAGAAAGUAUCCGCUUGGACAAUGCGGGUUUUGGUGGAAGCGGUUAGAACUUCAGGUCUCUCUACAAUCUCUGAUACAUUGGAUGAAACAGCAUAUGGCGAUGGGAAAGAGCAAGCUGAUAGAGGAGAGAUUACUAAUGAGAUGGAGGCUUUGGCUGCUGCUUACCAUGUCUUCAGAAAUGUUGCUCAGCCUUUAACCAGUUACAUAGAGGAAGAGGACUUGCUUAGGUUCAUGAUCAAGGAAGAGGUUGAUCUUGUGUUCCCAUUGUUUGAUGGUGCCGCUGAGACAGGGAAAAUCACAAGAAAAGCUUUCACAGAAUGGGUGGUUAAGGUGUACACUAGCCGGAGAGCAUUAGCGCAUUCGUUAAACGACACAAAAACAGCGGUUAAGCAGUUAAACAAACUUGUGACAGCGAUUUUGAUGGUGAUAACUGUGGUCAUUUGGCUGCUGCUUCUAGAAGUAGCAACGACCAAGGUUUUGCUGUUCUUCUCCACCCAACUUGUAGCUCUGGCUUUUAUAAUUGGAAGCACUUGCAAAAACCUCUUUGAAUCCAUUGUGUUUGUCUUCGUUAUGCAUCCUUAUGAUGUCGGUGACAGAUGUGUUGUCGAUGGUGUCGCGAUGCUGGUCGAAGAAAUGAAUCUGUUAACGACAGUGUUCUUGAAGCUCGACAACGAGAAAGUGUAUUAUCCAAACUCUGUUUUGGCAACAAAACCAAUAAGUAAUUACUUCAGAAGUCCAGAUAUGGGAGAAACAGUGGAGUUCUCUAUCUCGUUCUCUACACCAGUCUCAAAGAUCGCACAUCUCAAAGAAAGAAUCGCCGAGUACUUGGAGCAGAACCCGCAGCAUUGGGCAGCAGUACACACAGUGGUGGUGAAGGAGAUAGAGAACAUGAACAAGCUAAAGAUGGCUCUAUACAGCAACCACACCAUCACGUUUCAGGAAUACAGAGAAAGGAAUAUCAGAAGAACAGAGCUUUCUUUGGCGAUUAAGAGAAUCUUGGAGGACCUUCACAUCGACUACACUCUCCUUCCUCAAGAAGUUCAUCUCACCAAGAACUGAGAACCAAUUUUAAAACCGGUUUCGUGUUGUUUCUAAACCGUUUUUUUAAACUAUUAUUACCAAACUUUGCGGUACUGUUUUGUUUUAGGCUUUAAAAGUAGAAGUUGAAAUCAAUUUAUCCCGAGUUCUAAACCAA
Molecule: messenger RNA, 2558 nt
Organism: Capsella rubella
Lineage: Eukaryota; Viridiplantae; Streptophyta; Magnoliopsida; Brassicales; Brassicaceae
Product: mechanosensitive ion channel protein 10
Exons: 7
Coding region: 218-2422 (734 amino acids)
Biological process (GO): monoatomic anion transport; transmembrane transport; detection of mechanical stimulus
Cellular component (GO): plasma membrane
Molecular function (GO): mechanosensitive monoatomic ion channel activity
Source: RefSeq, a predicted model, not a curated record